GGUGGAGGGUGGUAGUGGCGGGACCUGAAGAGGAAGCCAGGUGGAGUGCACUGUGUUAGCGGUAUCUCCUGGCAGAUACGAUCUGGCGCCCCCAGCCCUUUGAUCCAGUUAGCUUUUGGGCUGGUUUCGUGUUCUGGCUUGAGACUUGGAGCGGGACUUUGGGCAGACUCGGGCUUACGGCAUUCCCACCCUUAAGACAUUGCAGCCCUUACCGCCUCCCGCGCCUCGUACACGCCCCGGCACCUGCCGUAGGCCUCCGUACAUCUCUCACGCACUUCUGACGCAAAUGUUUGGGAGUCAAGUGUUUCCUUCAGUGUCUGGCCGUGUCCCAGCCAUCAGAAGAGAAGAAACUCUCCGGGUGUGACGUUCUUUCCACUAGAAGUUUGGAAGAACUUCCUUCUAAAAUCAGACUUUCGCUUCUUUGGAGAGAAAAAAAUUACCUGUGGUAUCAUGUUUUUGUGUGAUAUUUGUGGUGAAACAGUAGCCUCAGAACCAGACAUGAAGACUCACCUUCUAAUUGUCCAUAUGGAAAAUGAAGUUAUCUGCCCAUUUUGCAAGUUGUCAGGUGUAAAUUAUGAUGAAAUGUGUUUUCAUAUUGCAACUGCUCAUUUUGAGCAGAAUGAACUGGAAAGAAACUUCGAGAGGAUCAAUACAAUGCAGUAUGGAACUUCAGAUAGCAAAAAGGACAAUACUCUACAGCAUAGAAUGGAAGUUAAUUCAAAUCUUCAGUCAGCUUGUGCAUCUAAUCAUCCGAAAAGUUCAGCUCAAAGCCUGCCUGAGGAUGGUACUUUGAAACACAAAGCCUUUUGUUCAGAGAACUUAACUGAAUCUAGAAAAUUGCUGAAAAGUAGGGAAAAACAAUUUGAUCUGACCAAAAUAAAAGGACCAAUUUAUGAAACGAUGUAUAGUCCUCCUGAAUGUCCAUUCUGUGGGAAAAUAGAAGUUUGUAGUCAAGAUAUGGAAACUCAUGUGAAAACAAAGCAUGCCAAUCUUUUAGACACUCCUUUAGAAGGUAUGGAUAGAGUCCAGUGUUCUAGGGAUCUAGAAUUGGCUCACCAGCUUCAACAGGAAGAAGACAGAAGGAGGAGAUCUGAAGAAUCAAGACAAGAAUUGGAAGAAUUUCAGAAGCUGCAGGUACAAAGUUUAAUAGCAACUAUAAUAUUUUGGUUCGGUAGGGUUCUUUUUUUUUUUUCCUUCUGUGACUUUUUAUUAACUGGGGUUAUGGGGAGGGUUUUAUGAGAGCACAUCCUUAGAACAUUAGGAAAUUACAGACAGACUUGAGAUAAGUGUCAGA
This is a messenger RNA of Trichechus manatus latirostris (Florida manatee), 1294 nucleotides long. RefSeq names its product zinc finger containing ubiquitin peptidase 1 (gene ZUP1). The record is from RefSeq and is a predicted model, not a curated record. Bases 451 to 1239 code for a protein of 262 amino acids. The transcript is spliced from 3 exons. NCBI's taxonomy places the organism in Eukaryota, Metazoa, Chordata, Mammalia, Sirenia, Trichechidae.